CCAGGCAGCAAUUACGCUUUGGGGAUAAAACGAGGCGCAGAGAGCAGGCUGGGGCAGUCCUCCCCGAGAUGGCGGGUCUGACAGCGGCAGUCCCGCAGCCUGGCGUCUUGCUGAUCCUCUUGCUCAACCUCCUCCAUCCCGCGCAGCCUGGAGGGGUUCCAGGAGCUGUGCCUGGUGGAGUUCCUGGCGGACUUCCUGGUGGAGUUCCCGGUGGAGUCUAUUAUCCAGGAGCUGGUAUCGGAGGAGGCCUGGGAGGAGGAGCUCUGGGACCUGGAGGAAAACCGCCUAAGCCAGGUGCCGGACUUCUGGGAGCGUUUGGAGUAGGUCCUGGAGGACUUGGGGGUGCUGGCCCCGGGGCAGGUCUCUCCUAUGCUUCAAGGCCAGGUGGUGUUCUGGUGCCUGGGGGAGGAGCAGGGGCUGCAGCAGCUUAUAAAGCCGCAGCCAAAGCUGGGGCUGGGCUUGGAGGCAUUGGCGGAGUUCCAGGGGGUGUUGGCGUUGGUGGAGUUCCUGGGGCUGUUGGCGUUGGUGGAGUUCCUGGGGCUGUUGGAGUUGGCGGAGUUCCUGGGGCUGUCGGUGGUAUUGGUGGCAUCGGUGGCUUAGGAGUCUCAACAGGUGCUGUGGUGCCUCAACUUGGAGCUGGAGUCGGAGCCGGAGGAAAGCCUGGGAAAGUUCCUGGUGUCGGUCUUCCAGGUGUAUACCCAGGCGGAGUGCUCCCAGGAACAGGAGCUCGGUUCCCUGGUGUGGGAGUGCUCCCUGGAGUUCCCACUGGCACAGGAGUCAAGGCCAAGGUUCCAGGUAUGUAUAACCAACUGUGCUGGGGGCCAGGGUAGGAUCCUCUGCCUGCCUUCAGGCCCCUCUGACCUGGA
Rattus rattus (black rat) is the source of this 866-nucleotide messenger RNA. Its product is annotated as elastin-like. The record is from RefSeq and is a predicted model, not a curated record. Bases 69 to 830 code for a protein of 253 amino acids. The transcript has 11 exons. Gene Ontology annotation, molecular function: extracellular matrix structural constituent. NCBI's taxonomy places the organism in Eukaryota, Metazoa, Chordata, Mammalia, Rodentia, Muridae.